This is a messenger RNA of Saccostrea echinata, 3056 nucleotides long. Its product is annotated as REST corepressor 1-like. Gene Ontology annotation, molecular function: transcription corepressor activity. The transcript is spliced from 14 exons. Gene Ontology annotation, biological process: regulation of transcription by RNA polymerase II; negative regulation of DNA-templated transcription. Bases 107 to 1630 code for a protein of 507 amino acids. The record is from RefSeq and is a predicted model, not a curated record. Gene Ontology annotation, cellular component: histone deacetylase complex; transcription regulator complex. NCBI's taxonomy places the organism in Eukaryota, Metazoa, Mollusca, Bivalvia, Ostreida, Ostreidae.
UCAUUGCCGGAAGAAUUAGUAAGGUGCCUCAGAACCAACACUUUUGCAGAGACAAAGUGGGGAACGGAUCUUUUUCUUUUUGUGGUCAAUUUUAAUAACCUAUUUUAUGAUGGUUAUGGCCGAGAAAAAUCUUGUUGAUAUUAGGAAUGGAAGACGAUCUCGAUGUUCUAGUCCUAACGAAUCAGACGAAAGCAGCGAUGAUUCCGAUCAUGAGGGAGGUGGAAUGCGUGUAGGGAAUGACUAUCAGGCUAAAGUUCCAGAGUACAAACCAGAGAUUAAGCCAGAUCCUAGGAAUGAUGCCAUCCUUGUAUGGGCUCCAGCAAUAGAUCUCUCAGAUGGAAAAGUUGAUGAGUAUGUCAACAUUGCAAAAGAGAAACAUGGGUAUAACACAGAGCAGGCACUUGGGAUGUUAUUUUGGCACAAGCACAACAUUGAGAAGGCUCUAGCAGAUUUACCCAAUUUUACCCCAUUCCCUGAUGAAUGGACAGUGGAGGAUAAAGUUUUAUUUGAACAAGCAUUUAGUUUCCAUGGAAAGAGUUUCCACAGAAUUAGGCAAAUGUUACCAGACAAAUCCAUAGCAAGUCUAGUCAAGUAUUACUACUCCUGGAAGAAAACUCGAUCUCGCACAAGUCUAAUGGACAAACAGGCCAAAAAGUUGAACAAGACAGGAGAGAGUGAUGAAGAGUCGGAUUCCAAUGGAAAACGCUCUGGUGAUGAUGAAGAAACUCCUAAAGAGAAUGGGAAAGAAGAAAAAGACACCUGUGGGAACUGUGGCAUUCGUACAACUCAACUUCAUAUAACCCCCAAAGGAUCCUUGUGUAACUCUUGUUAUCAGUAUUGGAGGAGAACAGGAGUGAUGCGAACAGCAGGUCCUAAACGACAUGACCACGGACAGCAUCGACAUAAUCCAAUGAAGCACAAGAGAAAGCCCCCCAGAGGCAUGUUCCUGAACUAUGAUGAUUUACAGGUCAUUGUUAAUGGUCCUCAAGGCCAAGCCGAGGCUCUGCUGAAAUCUUUAGAUCAGGAACUGGUUUCCCUUAAAAGACAGGUUCAGAAUAAUAAACAGAUGCUCAGUCUUCAGAAACACAAGAUGGCUGCUGGAAUUGAUGAUGUCAAACCACCAGAGACUAACCCAAGAAUCAAUGCUCGAUGGACAAAUGAAGAACUUCUUCUUGCUGUUCAAGGUGUACGUAAAUAUGGAAAAGAUUUUCAAGCAAUUGCAGAGGUAAUUGGAAACAAAACAGAGGCUCAUGUCCGUAGCUUCUUUGUUAAUUUUAGAAGACGCUACAAUUUGGAUGAAGUUCUUGCUGAAUACGAAGCAGAACAUGGAAAAACUGACUCCUCAGACAAGCUGGACACUGACGAAAAAGAGGAAGAAAAGAUGGAGGUAGAGUUAAAGGAAGAGGUCAAUGGAAUAGAGGACUCUACAACCAGUACUAAUUCACCGGCCUCCUCUACGGCCCCUCCUCCCCUUCUGAAACAACCUCAGACCCCAGGACUCAAGGUUCCUCAGAUUACUCAACAGUCAAGAUUGAAUCCUCCCCAGAGGACAAUUUUACAACAGCCUCCUCCUCUGAUACGACCCUCCUCCAGUGUCUCCAUCUCUAAAUCUGUCACCUCCUCAUCCUAACACAACCACUACAACCAGGGACAUAAUUACACCAAGACAUGGCCUUCUCGAAAAACCAUCUAGUCUCCAUUACUCAACAACACAAAUAUAUUUAUUGUAUACAGGAAAAUUUUCACCCAUUUUAUUUUAGCCCCUUUUGCCCUUAUCACAGAUGGGCAAAUUUAAAACAGGGCAAAUUCAAAGAACACAGUAUAAUUCCUUAAACAGAACUGUGACUGGGCGAAUUUAUAAGGGGCAACAAUGUUCGCAAGUGCACAAGGGCAAAAAUAACACGGGGUGAAAAUAACACUGUAUACAGUAUAUCAGAGUGUCUUAGCGUAUUUGAUAUGUGUAGUUAACUGACUUUAUAUGAUUUUAUUGUGCUUACAUCAGACUCAAUAUGAGAAGGAAAUCUGGUUAAUAUUGUUCGAUUUUGUUAAAUGCUGCAGGGAUCGAACAAAACACACACAUGAUAUACAUGUAUGAUAUGGAUAGAGUGUAUACUGUAUACAUCUUUCAUUUUGCUCAAUGUUUACAUUUCUAUACUUCUUGGUUUGAGUUCAUGAAUUUCUUCCCUUUCUUUGAUAUUUCAUUACACUCGUAAAUAAAAAUUUACCAUAUAAUUUUCACAUUUUAAAGGUAAAUGUUGCAGAUAUAAAGGCUGUAUACAGUAUAAGGAUAUUAAAAUUUGAUUCAGGUGUAUUGGGUGUAUUUCAUAAAUUAGUAGGUGAAUACGUGAAAGUUUUGGAUUUUUUUAAUAGAUAGUAGGUGAAUAUAUGUUUUUGUGAUUUUUCUUCGUACAUUCAUAGUGGGAACAGAAUUUGAAAAAUUAAGAACAAAUUUGAUUUAUUAAAUUCUGCUCCCAUUUAUAUUAAUUUAUUUUCUUAUUCUACUUACAUGCUUAAUCAUAACUUGUGCUGUUUGUUUUAAAAUGUAUCUUAGAUGUUUUAUUGCACAUGUAUAUUGUCAUGCUUUCCAUUCUGUGCCUCAUAUCAUCAGUGUUAUGAAGUAUCUCGUUAUAUAUACAUAUAAGAUGUUAAUUGUAGAUAAAUAAUUGUAGACUAAAAGUGUGUGGAAUGUCAGUUUUUUGUUUGGUAUAAUGUAAUACAUUGCACUUUUCUGUAGUCUGAAUCUUAAGUAUCAUGUUGAUCCAGAUCUCUACAACAGGGUGAUAUGUGUAAUACCAACAGUAAUGUAAUCCCAUUUGAUACUGCUGGUACAUAUUUAUAACUGAACUACUAUCAUUAAGUUUAUACAGGUUUUAAUGAUAAAUAUCAAGCAAUUCACACACUGAAAAACAUCAUAUGGACAUUUAUAUGCAAAUACAUGUAAUUUCAUUUGUAUCAAACUUUUAUCACUGAGAUUGAUGUUGCUCUGAAUAUGAAUGCUCAUGUCAUAUAAUAACAUUUCCUAAAAAAUCGAAAAUGAAAUGUCUACAGUUUGAGAA